AUGAUAAGAGCAGGAUCAAUUGGAAUAAGAGCGACAUAUGAUGAGGAAUAUGACGAAAAUGGGCAGGAGAUAGCUGAUACUGAAUGGGACGAGAAGGGAAACAACAACAUCUCUCACAUAUACGUUUCUUACAACAACUGUAUCAUAACAUCUAUUCAGUUUGGUUACUUGGACAAUGGAGGCAUUGGAGAUCUGAUCCUCUCUACGAAGUUUGGUGUCUCUGAUGGACAGAACUUUCGAGCUGUCAUACUGAAUGAAGAUGAAUAUGUGACUGGAUUGAGUGGAGUACGAGGACUGCUUGAAGGAAUUAAGAGUUAG
Microthlaspi erraticum is the source of this 318-nucleotide messenger RNA. The record is from the annotation of a GenBank genome assembly. Lineage: Eukaryota; Viridiplantae; Streptophyta; Magnoliopsida; Brassicales; Brassicaceae.